Messenger RNA from Lasiosphaeria miniovina, 1086 nucleotides. RefSeq lists its product as uncharacterized. The annotation marks the transcript as partial. Lineage: Eukaryota; Fungi; Ascomycota; Sordariomycetes; Sordariales; Lasiosphaeriaceae. The record is from RefSeq and is a predicted model, not a curated record. The transcript has 2 exons.
GUGUCCAGCGCUGAUCGGCGGCGCGUUUACAUAGCGUGCAAGCCCAUCUUCACGGGCGACAAGGCGCUCGUGCGAAGGGAGAAGAUAAUUCGAGCCGUGAUCCGCAAGAACAAGCCGUCCCUGGCCAAGCUGCUGUCGGAGCUAGGCGCGGACAGGCUGGUUGCAACGAUCAAGGGGCUCCUUGAAGAAAACUUCUUCGUGUCUGAGGUGCCCGCUCGGGCGAUUUAUCCUGACCUCUUUGACACCCCGUUGUCGCCAAUUUCAGAAGUAUACUCGCCCAAGCCAAAGUCGGCCAAGGCCAGGCCAAAGUCGGAAGAGGUGGUCGCAUCCCAUGACGUGAGAGAGCUCAGCAAAGAGCCAGAGCUCUAUGAGGAGCUGGACGAGGCAGAGUUGGACGAGGCAGAGCUGGGCGAGGCAGUGCUGGACAAGGCAGAGCUCUACGAGGAGCUGGACAAAGAGCCUGGCCUCAAGGACAAGAUGCCCUGGCUAUAUUCGUCGUUCCUCUUUUACAAGGCGCAACACCUGAUCGUCACGGGCGCCCAGCAGCUGCUUGAGGAGUGCUGCUUUGACUUUGCCGCCAAAUGGAUGCCGUCGGUGCUUGAGCGCCACGGCUAGGACUGCGCGGCAGCUGUAGAGCUGACUGAGUGGACCAAGAUACUCGCUAAGACGGACGCUCUAUUUCCACUAGAGGCCGUCAAGCUCGGCAACACGACGACGAUGCGCGAACUCGUGAAGCCGGCGGUGAAGCUGCGGCACACGGCGGUGCACCGGCUGCCGACCACGGCGUACGACAUUGUGCAGCUGCUGGGCGGGGCCGUGGUGCUGGCCGAGGCGCUGCAGGACGGCGAGCGGGUCGCGCAGCUAGAGAAGCUGAAGGCCGACGUCGACCUCAACGUGCUGGCCAUAGAGACGGCUAAGGAGGCGCUCGAGGAGCGGGUGGAGAGCGUGCUGCGCAGCAUUGCGCAGUGCCGCGACGAGUUCGACCGGGCUGAGGGCGUCCUCGAGGCCGCCUUGCGACACGACGACGCCGGCCUCAAGGUGAUCGUCGGCCGGAUGCUCAAGCAGUCGGUGCCGGGCAUCUUUACG